This is a messenger RNA of Paralichthys olivaceus (Japanese flounder), 912 nucleotides long. It is a transcript of the gene mrpl34, whose product is annotated as mitochondrial ribosomal protein L34. The record is from RefSeq and is a predicted model, not a curated record. Gene Ontology annotation, biological process: translation. NCBI's taxonomy places the organism in Eukaryota, Metazoa, Chordata, Actinopteri, Pleuronectiformes, Paralichthyidae. Gene Ontology annotation, cellular component: ribosome; mitochondrial large ribosomal subunit. Gene Ontology annotation, molecular function: structural constituent of ribosome.
CAACACUCAGGGAGAAGUUCCGCAGUAAAUCGCGUUUCAAUUGGCUAAAGCGCCUGAGCCAAUCGCUGUGCUUCAUAUUCGCAGGGUGUCUGUCAGACCUGUGACAUUCACUGAUCUUAUGUCAGCGUUAACUGUCUAAAUAUACCAAAAUGAACACUUUACUGUCGUCCAUCUCCAGACUGAGUGGAAUAACUCGUCUCAGCAGCAUCCCUGCAGGAAGCCUUGCAUCAACAGGCAUCCCCCAUCUCAGAUUAUUCAGCAGCUGGAAUCCUGCCCGAGCAACUCCAGCACCUCUGACUUCCAGAUGCGGCCCACUUUCUUCACAAGCUGAGGGUUCGGGAGUGUUCCAGCAGCUUCCCUGCCAAUACCAGCAGAUUCGAACAAAGAAAAGAGGCACCGAGUAUCAACCCAAGAACAUCAAGCGCAAGAGAACCCACGGAUGGAUCAAGAGGGUCAGCUCUCGAGGAGGCAUAGAAGUGAUUCUGCGGCGCAUGCUAAAGGGACGGAAAUCCCUCUCACACUAAAGGUUCCUGUUGGAAAACCUGAGGAGACUUUCAAGAAAUAAAAGACAUCUGAAAUGCUGGAGCUGCUCAGCAAAUAGGGAAAGAACGUGUUUAUUGGGUGAACUGGUGAUACUGGGUGUGGUUUAGGUGUGGCCUUCCCACUACAUUGAUAAUAGGUGGGAGAGGUGAAACCGGCCCCCAACAAACAAGCAGCAUUUUCUUUGAGUAAAAAGAAGUCUGGUAGUUUCACCCAAUUACUGUUGAUGGACCUGAUUCCACCCAUAUCAAAUAAUAAUCAACAUCUCUGUGAAGUUAUGGUGAUAAUCUUUAAUGUAAGCAGAUUUAUUGAUUCGGCUUGUAAUAUGAAAGACAAUAAAAGCAUCUUUAAUAAAAUGAUCUCGUGAAAUCA